AAUCGGAAUCUGCGUGCGUGUUCCUUAAACGAAGAAGAUGAUUAGAAGAAGAAUCUCUUCGAUCAUUUCAACAUCCCUCUUCAAUUCCUCGAUUCAUCACUCCGCCAAGCCGAGAUUCAUCGUCUCGUCGCCGCUUCUCCAAUGCCGUCGAUCUCCGAUCCUUACUCAAGUUCCUAGCUUUCCGGGCGGAGUUUCGUCGUUUCAGGGAAUGAGGGCUUACAGUUUGUUGAGCUUGAACGAUCUGAGAGACAAUGUGCCGAGAAAGCUCAAGACGAGGAAAGGAAGAGGUAUUGGGUCUGGCAAAGGUAAAACCGCGGGGAGAGGUCACAAGGGGCAGAAGGCGAGAGGGACGAUGAAGUUUGGUUUCGAAGGUGGGCAGACUCCGUUACGACGCCGUUUACCUAAACGUGGCUUCAACAACAAGUUUAAGCUCCAUUUUCAGCCGGUUGGUUUGGGGAAGAUCGCUAAACUCAUAAACGCUGGGCAGAUAGAUUCACAUGAGUUGAUCACGAUGAAAACGCUCAAGGAUGUGGGAGCCAUAGGAAAGCAAAUAGAAGACGGAGUAAGACUAAUGGGUCGUGGUGCUGAUGAGAUUAAAUGGCCCCUUCAUUUCGAGGUUUCGAGAGUGACAGUUAGGGCUAAGGAGGUGGUGGAAGCAGCAGGUGGAUCAGUGAGAAGAGUGUAUUACAACAAAUUGGGGUUGAGGGCAUUGCUUAAACCGGAAUGGUUUGAGAAGAAAGGAAGGUUAUUGCCAAAAGCAGCGAGACCACCUCCUAAACAACAAGAUCGUGUCGAUAGCAUUGGACGUCUUCCUGCUCCGAAGAAACCCAUCCCUUUCUAUGCAGCUGAGGAAAGCAAAGUUGAGUCUCCUGUUGGAUCAUGAUUUCGGUUAGGCUUUUAACGUUUGAUGUUUCGGUUUAAGUUGUUUCUUGUUUCUUGGUCUUGUUCUUACAAGAAAAAUUGAGAAUGGUCGAUGGACCAAAUAAUGUCAUUCACGUUUAAAGUUUUUAUGGACUUAAAUCCCAAAUUAGAAUGAUUAUUAUUGAUUAGUAGAUAACUGUAUAUAUAAUGGCCAAUUGUUAAAUCAAA
This is a messenger RNA of Brassica oleracea var. oleracea, 1089 nucleotides long. RefSeq names its product 50S ribosomal protein L15. The coding region runs from base 38 to 883 and encodes 281 amino acids. The record is from RefSeq and is a predicted model, not a curated record. Lineage: Eukaryota; Viridiplantae; Streptophyta; Magnoliopsida; Brassicales; Brassicaceae. Gene Ontology annotation, biological process: translation. The transcript has 4 exons. Gene Ontology annotation, cellular component: mitochondrial large ribosomal subunit. Gene Ontology annotation, molecular function: structural constituent of ribosome.